AUCCUUCCAGCCUGGAGAGAAGCUCCUUGUUGACCCUCAGGGCAGGAACAAGCUCUUCCAGCCUUGGUCCGGCCAGGAUCGGCCCUCGUUCCCAGUGCCGGAGCAGCCAGAGUCCCGCUCGCUCCAGCAGCAUCUCCAGGAGAGGCCGGCGGGAUGGUUCACGGCCAAGGAGGAGUCAAGUUCCAGAACUGGGCCAAGACCUAUGGCUCCUCUCCAGAGCUGUGCUUCCAGCCCACCUCGGUGGAGGAGAUCCGGGAGAUCCUGGAUAUGGCCAGGCAGAGGGACAAGAGGGUGAAGGUGGUGGGGGGCGGCCACUCUCCUUCGGACAUUGCCUGCACCGAUGACUUCAUGAUCCAGAUGGGGAAGAUGAACAGGGUCCUCAAGGUGGACAAGGAGAAACAGCAAGUGACGGUGGAAGGUGGGAUUUUCCUCUCGGAUCUGAACGUCGAGCUGAGCAAGCACGGGCUGGCCCUGGCCAACUUAGGAGCCGUUUCUGAGGUGGCAGCAGCCGGUGUGAUCGGGACGGGGACACACAACACCGGGAUCAAGCACGGCAUCCUCCCCACCCAGGUCGUAGCACUCACAUUGCUGACAGCCUCAGGGGACAUCCUGGAGUGCUCUGAGUGCAUCAAUGCAGACAUCUUCCAGGCUGCCCGCCUGCACCUUGGCUGCCUGGGCGUCGUGCUCACGGUGACCUUCCAGUGCGUGCCCCAGUUCCACCUGCACGAGGUGGCCUUCCCCUCCACUCUCACCGAGGUCCUCGAUCAUCUUGAUGACCACCUGAAGAGAUCCCAAUACUUCCGAUUCCUGUGGUUCCCUCACAGCGAGAACGUCAGUGUCAUCUACCAGGAUCCCACCAACAAGCCCCCCUCUUCCUCUGCCAGCUGGCUGUGGGAUUAUGCUGUUGGCUACUAUUUGCUGGAGUUUCUGCUCUGGAUCAGCACCUUCGUGCCCAGCUUGGUGUGCUGGAUCAACCGCUUCUUCUUCUGGCUCCUCUUCAGCUCCCGGGUGGAGAACAUUGCCAUCAGCUACAAGAUCUUCAACUAUGAGUGUCGUUUCAAGCAGCACGUUCAGGACUGGGCCAUCCCCAUUGAGAAGACGAAGGAAGCCUUGCUGGAGCUGAAAACCGCCUUGGAGAACAACCCCAAGAUGGUGGCUCACUACCCCGUGGAGGUGCGCUUCGCUCGGGGUGACGAGAUCUGGCUGAGUCCUUGCUUCCAACGGGACAGCUGCUACAUGAACAUCAUCAUGUACAGGCCCUACGGGAAGAACGUCCCCCGCCUCAACUACUGGCUGACCUACGAGGGCAUCAUGAAGAAGCACGGUGGCAGACCACACUGGGCAAAGGCCCACAGCUGCACCAGGAAGGACUUUGAGAAGAUGUACCCAGCCUUCCCCAAAUUCUGCUCGGUUCGGGAGAAGCUGGACCCCACAGGGAUGUUCCUGAACACCUACCUGGAAAAGGUGUUUUACUGAUGGGGGCGAUGUGAGGGGAUGGAGGAAAAAUCAGCCAUCGGCCCCAGUUCUCGGGACACCCCAAAGCUCAUGGUGGUCCUCCAUGGUCCCAAGGUGCUGCACUCCCAGCUCUGCCCUCAUGUCGUGACAGCAGGCAGCAAGGGCUGGCCCCACGGGCAGGGGCUUGCUCUGAUCUUGAUGUUAACAAGGCUCUGCCUGGAAAUCUCCCCUGGAAACCAGCAGCUUGGGGGUACCAUGUCACCCCAAAACCUGUACAGCCCCAAGUGCCUCCUGUCCAAGCCAACAUCUCAAUAAAGACCUUUCUUCAAGCAGA
Molecule: messenger RNA, 1789 nt
Organism: Grus americana (Whooping crane)
Lineage: Eukaryota; Metazoa; Chordata; Aves; Gruiformes; Gruidae
Product: L-gulonolactone oxidase-like
Exons: 12
Coding region: 154-1476 (440 amino acids)
Cellular component (GO): membrane
Molecular function (GO): D-arabinono-1,4-lactone oxidase activity; FAD binding
Source: RefSeq, a predicted model, not a curated record